Molecule: messenger RNA, 2941 nt
Organism: Alexandromys fortis (reed vole)
Lineage: Eukaryota; Metazoa; Chordata; Mammalia; Rodentia; Cricetidae
Gene: Fam107a
Product: family with sequence similarity 107 member A
Exons: 5
Coding region: 374-799 (141 amino acids)
Biological process (GO): actin filament bundle assembly; regulation of actin cytoskeleton organization; actin filament polymerization
Cellular component (GO): synapse; stress fiber; neuron projection
Source: RefSeq, a predicted model, not a curated record
UGGGGGUGGCUGCCUCAGCCCUGGGACCUUCUUAGGGUUCCCUAAGUCUGUGAGCUGCAGAGGAGCUCACAGCUCAGGCACUGCUGAGACACCCGUCUGUUCUGUCCCAAGCUGUCAGGCUGUGUUCUGGGAGAAGGUGGAGGGACGGAGAGCGACCUGGGAGCACCAGAGCAAGCUGUCCUGGUAACUGAACCCUUCGAAUUUAGCCCUGGGAACCAGCACAGAACCUUUGGACUCCGAGCUAGCCGUUUGCCAAGAGCCUCAUGAGCAUCCGCAGCUUCUUGUUCAGACAUCUUCAUUGAUUUGGGAACAGAGCUGAAAUUCAACUCAAUGUGUGAACGGCAGAUACUUCCAAGUCUCCUUUAAGGCUUCAAUGUACUCGGAGAUCCAGAGGGAGAGGGCAGACAUUGGGGGACUCAUGGCUCGGCCAGAGUAUAGAGAGUGGAAUCCAGAGCUCAUCAAACCCAAGAAGCUGCUGAACCCUGUGAAGGCCUCCCGAAGCCACCAGGAGCUACACCGGGAGCUGCUCAUGAAUCACAGAAGGGGCCUGGGUGUGGACAGCAAACCCGAACUGCAGCGGGUCCUGGAGCACCGUCGCUGGAAUCAGUUGAUCAAGAAGAAAGAGGAGGAGCUGGAGGCCAAGCUGCUUCAGUGCCCCUUCAGGCAGGAGCUGCUGAGAAGGCAGCAGAGAUUGAACCAGCUGGAAAACCCACCACAGAGAGAAGAGGACCACGCCCCUGAGUUCAUCAAAGUCCGGGAAAACCUGCGCAGAAUCGCCACGGAGGAGAGAGCCCUGUAGAGUUGCCUCUAUUCAGUUCCUGCCUCUCACUCUCACCCUCCUGAACCAGAAGGCCCUGGCAUACCGUGAUACCAGGAAGGCAGACCUGAGAGGCUGGCGAUCCCUGGGAAACUGGGGAUCCCCGCACCCCAUAGGGAAGUCUCUGUAGGGACUUCUCCUUCUGAGCACCUAUCCUUCCUGUGCUAAGACGAAGCCACUGCAGGAAAGACCUUCCCGAGGUGCCCUCCCCAGUCCCACUCACCAAGUGGGCUUCCCCAGCAGAAGUGAGAAGGAAGGCCAAAUGUCCUUCCACUCUGCCUCGGCUUCCCGACAAGCCCAGCUCCUAGUGGCGGGAACAUCUCAGUUCUGGCUUGACCCGAGGCCAAGGAUGCCUUGGAAAUCACAGAGCAAAGAAGGGGCCUUUCUGUGGCAAGGAAGUGGGCAUGGGAGGUCACAGCAGGCUGUGACCAAGAGGGACAAGUCCUAACCAAGGCAGCUUCGGGCCCUGCUGGCUUGCCGCACGCUGCCGCUUUUUCCCUCCGCACCUGUCCUCCCUGAAUUGCUAACCGCAUCUCACCUCAGUGCUCCGGCUUCCAGCAUAGAACAGCACAUUGCCAACUUCACUGUACAUCCCAUAAACACAUGUAUGUACAUACAUGUACAUGUUAUACAAACUGGAGAGCCCUGGAAACAGUCCCUGGAAAGUGCGUGUCUAACACACUCCCGGGGAAAGCCCAGGAUACUGGCUUGAGUAGAUAGCUAGACUGAAGCAUCCAAUUCCCUCGGUUCCCUGGCCUGGAGGGUCCCAGUGCCGGCUCUAAAGUCUGUAUUCAUUCACUAUCCAUAGACGUUCCCCUCUCCCCCAAUACACACACAGGGACCCUUGGCCUGGGAAACUCUAGCCUAGCAAAUACAAAUGGUUUUGUGAUUGUAACCGCCGAUCUUCACUAUUUACUGGUGUAACCACAUUGCAAUUCUAGCCAAAAAGAAAAAAAGAUCUUAGCUUUUCAACUCUGGAAAUAUAGAUGGUAGUUUGAAGAUCCCACGGCCAUGGUGACAAAAUGGCUUCUUAGAGACAAUGUCAGCCACUGUCAACUGAGACUCUCCCCUCAAUACCCCCAAUCUGAUCAUCCUCAUCUCUUCUUCCUCCAAAGCCCCUGCUUGUGCUUCUUGUGUGAAUCUUUUGCUCCUACACUGUCUUGAAUACCUACAGGAAGGCCUGAAUCCUUUCCCCUGAAGAAUGAAGCCCAUGCCUCUGUUUUGAAGCCCUUCGCUGGUGGGAACAGCACUGCCAGAGAAGCGCAGAUUUCCCUGUGGGUGUGCUGGGUGCUCAGGCUCCAGAAAACAACGGUGGGAGGGUAGCAGAGUGUGGGUGUGGCAGCAAAUGGAGAUUCUAUCUCUUGCCUUCAUGCUCUCUCUUGUGUAUUUUUCCAGCUCUCUCUCGCAUGCAUGUGUGCGUGCAUGUGUGUGUGUGUAUGUGUGUGUGUGUGUGUGUGUGUGUUCCAGCUGUAAAGGUCUAAAUGAAGUGUAUCUGUCUUGGGUAUCUGCUGGUGAGAUGUUAUGCUGAUGUGUGUUUCUUAAAUAAAGACAGUGCUGAGGGUUGUUGCUCUACAGGUAUGUGCAUUGUUCUGACAUAUAAAGAGAAGCAAGACAGGGCACCAGGGAUAGAGUAGGACCACCCAAGGGUCCUAGUGGUCCCUGGAGGACAUGGCAAGUCACAGAGAUGACACCCAAAAGAAUAAGGGCCCACAAGGCAGGUCAUCCAGAAGAACCCUGGCAGACACUUUGAUGCUCUGUGACUCUGUUAGACCUAAUCCAUCUUUCUCAUCACCUCCCCCUAGUGAGUAUAAAUAUAGAUUCUCACUCUCUCAGCCUACUCUGCUGGUUUGGGUGACCAUGUGACCAGGUAUGGCCAAUGUAAUUGAAGUGCAAGUCUACAGGAUGGACUAGAAAACCCCAUGCUUUGCUGAGAGACUCCCUCUGCCUCUUCCUUCUUCCUACUUGAUUGGAGAUGUGAUGCCCGGAACAUUAGCAGUCAUGUUGAACCUGAGGAAAAGGCCAAGAGAUCCAUAUGCCCUGUGAUCAUUUGACCAAGCAAGUGCCAACAGUUCUCCAUCUCCAAACACCUUGUAAAUAAAAAUAAACUCCUGUUUCUUAAAGCCA